AUUUCCAUUCUUAUAUUUUGCAGGGUUACUCCGAUUCUUAUAAAACAAGUCCAAGUUGUUCAUUCUGAUUUUAAGAAGAGUGAUGGCCUUCCCUGUCCGGCUUAUCCUCUUGUCUUCCAUUUGCCCUCUACUUUUUCUCUCUGCUUUGUUUUUCUGUGGCUUUAUCUCUUUAGGGUUGUACCUAUUAUUCUUCUUCUCCACUGUUUCUAUUUGCUGCUGCCUUUUGGCUUUCAAUCUUCGCCAUAAACAGAGACCAGCAACACUACUGAUCCACACUGCUUCAGUUACCACCAAUACAGAGAUGGUUCCUUCUUCUUCUUCGUUUUUUUCUCCACCAUCCGGUAAACUCACGUACGAUGUGUUCCUCAGUUUCAGAGGUACAGAUACCCGUAAAAAUUUCACGGACCAUCUUUAUACUGCUCUCAAACAGAAAGGUAUAUCCACUUUUAGAGAUGAUGAAGAACUCGAGAGGGGGGAAUCGAUUGGUCCAAAUCUCUUGAAAGCAAUCGAAGAAUCAAGAUAUACAAUUGCUGUUUUCUCACGAAACUACGCCUAUUCUACAUGGUGUUUGGAUGAGAUUACCAAGGUCGCCGAUUGCAUGAAAGCCAUGGGACAAAAAGUCCUCCCAGUGUUCUACGAUGUUGAUCCAAAUGAGGUACGAAGACAGACAGGUGAUCACUUUGGGAAAGCAUUUGAGAAGCAUCAAAAGCGGUUUAAAGCGGAACCAGACAAAGUAAAGAGGUGGAAAGACGCGCUUUUUCAAGUAGGCAAUCUCUCCGGAUGGCAUCUGCAAGAUGAGUACGAAUCCAAAGUCAUUCAAGAAAUUGUUGAAAGGAUUUUCACCGAGUUAAAUCAAUUAAUCCCAAUAUCUGAGGGUUUAGUUGGGAUGGAUUCUCACCUGAAUGAAAUGCUUUCGUACUUAGACAUUAGGUGUCCUGAUGUUCGUAUCGUAGGGAUUUGUGGGAUGGGUGGUAUCGGUAAGACAACUGUUGCACAAGUGGUUUUUGAAAGGGUACAAGCUCAGUUUGAAGGUUGCAGCUUUCUUGAGAAUGUUAGAGAGGAAACAGAAAAGCAAGGUGCAAUUCAUUUACAAGAGCAACUUCUUUUGAACUUGCUGAAUUGUAAUGUAAAUGUACAGACCACUAAAAUGGGAAAAGAUAUAAUCAGGCAUAGACUAUGUACUAAAAGGGUUCUUCUCAUUCUUGAUGAUGUGGAUCAAGAAGGACAAUUGGAAGCAUUGUGUAAUCGCACUUGGUUUGGUCCAGGGAGUAGGAUCAUCCUAACAUCAAGAGAUGAACAAUUGCUCAGUUUAUUUAGAGUGGAUAAAGUAUACAAGGUGAAUCCAUUAACUGCUUGCGAAGCUCUUGAGCUCUUUGGUAUGAAAGCCUUUAAGAAAGACCAGCUGGUUGGGAAAGAUUUUCUCAAGCUAUCCAAGGAAUUUUUGAAAUAUGCUAAUGGUCUUCCAUUAGCUAUUAAAGUUUUGGGUUCCUCUGUUUAUGGUAAGAAUGUAAAAUUAUGGUCUAGUGCAUUGGAUAGACUAAAAAACAAUCCUCAAAAAAAGAUUAUCAAUGUUCUUAAAGCUAGUUAUGAUGGAUUAGAAGAAACUGAAAAGAAAAUAUUUUUGGACAUUGCAUGUUUCUUUAAGGGAUGGAACAUAGCUCGUGUAACAAGUAUACUACAAGGUAGUGGCCACUGCCCGGACAUUGAUAUAGAGGUUCUCGUACAGAAAUCUUUGGUAACGCUGUUUGGAAGCGAAUUGGGGAUGCAUGACUUGGUACAAGAACUGGGUUGGGAUAUUGUUCGUCAAGAAAGUCCUGAAGAGCCCGAAAAUCGUAGCAGGUUGUGGCUUGCCGAUGAAAUCAUCUAUGUUCUUGGUCGAAGUAAGGCGAUGAGUGCUGCUCAAAGUAUAUUCCUCCAAUGUCCAACAAAAGACGAUUUUGUCUACUCAAUUGAUAAUGCCUUCUCAAAUAUGGACAGAUUGAGAUUGCUCAAGAUUUGUAAUGUGAAGUUUUUCGGAAACAUCACAUAUCUUUCUAAUGAGUUACAAUAUCUUGAGUGGCAUGAGUGUCCUUUGGAUUCUUUCCCGUCAGAAUUUCAAGCAAAUAAACUUGUUGAAGUUCGCAUGCAAUUUAGCCGCAUCAAACAACUAUGGAGGGGGAAAAAAGGAUGGAGCAAGCUACAGCUUAUUGAUCUGAGUGGUUCACCAUACUUGAUGUCGACUCCAGACUUCACUGAGGUUCCUGAUCUUCAGGAGUUGGAGCUUCAAUAUUGUACAUGCUUGGUGGAGGUUCACCCGUCUCUUGGAUUUCUGAAGAAACUUGUCUCUCUGAAUAUGACACAUUGCAGGUCUAUUGAGAGCCUUCCACCUUUCACUGCCCUUGAAUCCCUCCAAAUAUUGAGGCUUUCAUUCUGUUCAGGGCUGAAGAAGUUUCCAGAAAUUGAAGGAAAUAUGAAAAGCUUGCUGGAGCUUCAUUUGGAUAGGACCAGCAUUGAGGAAUUGCCUCCAUCAAUUGAACACUUGACUGGUCUUACCAUAUUGAAUCUAACAGACUGUAAAAACCUUUUGCAUCUUCCCGAUACCGUUGGGUGCUUGACUUCUUUGAAAAGUCUCCAUCUAACAGGUUGCUCCAAAAUUGAUGAGAUACCUGAGAAUCUGAAAGGUAUGAUAUGUCUGGAGAAGCUUACAAUUGGUGGAAAUUCCAUAAGGGAGUUAUCUUUCAUUGUAGGCAUGAAGAAUCUACGGUAUCUAUCCUGCGAAGGAUGUAAAUGUCUAGUUUCAGAAUCAUGCAAAAGCCUGGAUUCGAUAUCGAAUUUGAUAGCGCUAGACUUGAGUUAUUGCAAUCUGAUGGAUGGAGCAAUUCUCAAUGAUUUUAGCAGCCUAAUCUCCUUGGAAUUUUUAGAUUUAAGUGGUAAUUGCUUCGUGCGAUUACCUGAAAGUAUCUCUCAACUCUCAAAGCUCGACACUCUGCACUUGAGUAAUUGCAGACAGCUUCAAUUGCUGCCCAAGAAGCUUCCGUUAAGUCUUCAUCACGUGUAUGCACAAAAUUGUACUUCACUGACAGAUUACCCAAAUCAAAUCAAAGAAUUGAAUUCAUCGGAGUCGGGACUGACUAUUAUCGAUUCCCUCAAUUCUUCAGCACUUGGAGUCUCACAGCAAAGUUCGUCCGGGUUGAAUUUUUCAAGCAUUGUAGGGGAACCUCUACAAGCGCAUGUGACAUAUAAUCAUCCAGAGGGGAUAAAAGUUUAUCAUGUGCCACGGAUAACAGUUCUAAAACAAGAGCCUUUCUUUUCAGAUUUCAGUAGCGCACAUCCUACAGAUGAAAUUCCAGUGUGGUUCAGUGCUAUAUCUACCAGAAAUCCCAUAUUAAGCCCGAUACCUCAAAAUCUGGCCGAUGAUAACAAGUGGAAGGGAUUUGCCGCGGGUGCUAUAUUCUCAGUCAAGGGGCACACUGCUCUCUCCCUUAUUGAACCGGAUCCUGAUUUUUCUAAUUACUCGUAUCAAGUCACAAUCGAAACUGAUGUUGUGCGCCUGGAACCACUAGUGUUCGGGAUAGGACUCAGCUGCCUUGCAUCAAGUUCUCAUCUGCUUAUAAUUUUCUAUAUAGAGUGUCUGAAGUUUCCACGAUGGGGGUUAAAUCAAUCAACUGUGGUGAGAGCUAUAUUUGAAACCACCAAUCCAUCCAUGGUGGUCCAGAAAUGUGGAAUUCAUCUACUCUAUGAGCAAGAUGCUGGAUGGCAUUCCAGAAUCCGUAGGCAUCAACCGAUUGUGCUGAAUAAAAAGGACGCCGGCUCUCUACGGGAUUCUGCCUGGCUUCGUCCAUCUUUUAGAUGGGAGAAAUUCAUUCCACCCUUGGAAGAAGAAUCCACACUUGUGCUGAGAAAGAACCUGGAGUCUGUUCUUCCAAGAUACCUUGAGGCACUAAACUGUUAUUCUAAAACGUACAAAUUUAACCUCAGUGGAAGGCCAGGGUGGUUUCAUGAGUCGUUUGUCUUUCCUCAAAGGGCUGGUUUUACUGUAGCAUCAAUCAAGCGGCCUCAAAAUCUACACAAGAGCAAGAAGUGGAUGGGAUUUGCAAUAUAUGCAUCACUUGUAGAGGAAGUGGGGCAGACAAUGGAAAAGGACAACUAUUGGGUACGCGUAUUUGUUACACUAGGAACUGGGGAUAAAUUUCGUUUGGGUGUGGCCCGAGUACUUAAGCACGUCAGGCCAUUGUCAGAAGAACAUCAUCAACUAUUGGUUAUUUACAUACCACGGGCACAAAUUCCUGAAGUGUUGUUCACUCAGACAUUAACAACUGCAAUGGACUUUUACAUCAAGAUCAGUGAUAGCGCUCAUGUAAAGGUUCAAACAUGUGGGUUCCGUAUUGUGUACCAAGAAGAUAUACAAGGGUUUGCUGAUACAAUUAUCCGGUGCAUGCAAAGGGAAGAUUCUCUUAAAUCUCACAAUAAGUUGGUGGUAGAACAAUGGAUACGAUUGAUACGAUGGCAAGGUGCCCUAAAUUUAGAGAGAAUGACAGAACAGGAUUCUAGAACCCCACGGGAAAAACAAUUUCAAUUGCACUUACAAAAAUAUAGAAAUUGGGACUGGUCUGACCCUCAUCCUGUUUGUUGUCACUUCGAGGGAGAUGAAAUUUUCAAGUUGAAAUGGUUCAUGCCUUUCAUCAACCAAGGCAACUCUGCAGAAAUCCAACUGCCUCUGAAUGUGUUCAAUGAUGAUAAUUGGUUGGGCUUUGCCGUAUGUUCUCAGUUGUCCCACGACCAAUAUCCAAACAUUAGUCUCGGCAGUACUGCUGCUGAUUCAAAGGAGGUUAUGCUUAUUUGCUGUCUGGCCUCUGAUGUUGCUUGGGAGGGCUUAUUUGAUUACAACUUUGAAUUACGUUUAAAGAUUCAAGAGCCAUCGGAAUACGAUGCGACUUGGUUCUUUUAUAUACCGCGCACUAAAGUUCGUAGUAAUGUUUGGAGACAAUGCAAAUUGGCCAGGAUAACUAUGUUGUUGUCGAGUCCAAGCUCAGGAGUAGUGCAUAGUUGUGCCCUUCGUCUACUAUUUAAGGAGGACGUUGAACGUCUUGUAAAAACACUGGCCCACGCCGAAUUACCUUGAACAUACCCCAGCGUCUGGGGCUCUGAUACCAAAUGUUGGGAUCAGAAUCCAUAAAAAGGAAGUAGAGGAAGUAAAUUGCAGAAAAUGAAAGAAAAUAAACUAAACAACAUUCAUAUUCAUCGAUAUCUUUUACAAUGGAGGCAAGUUGCUUAUAUAGCUCAAUCUACUAACAACCCUAGACACCCAUUUAUAGCUGACCCGACCCGAUAUAGAGCCCAAGAUGGAAAUGCAGCUCAUUUAGAUAGCUCAACACAUUAGCCCAAGACAAUGUGUAAGAGUGUCCUAACAGUCUGCUUCUCAAUCAUGGAGAAGGUAACUCAAUUGUGAGUAGCCUUUUGGCUUAGAUUAAUUUUGUAAGUCGCAAUAACUUAUCAUUUGGCUUGGCUGAAGUUCCGAUA
Messenger RNA from Rosa rugosa (rugosa rose), 5499 nucleotides. RefSeq names its product TMV resistance protein N-like. The record is from RefSeq and is a predicted model, not a curated record. Gene Ontology annotation, molecular function: protein binding; ADP binding. The coding region runs from base 83 to 5101 and encodes 1672 amino acids. Gene Ontology annotation, biological process: signal transduction; defense response. NCBI's taxonomy places the organism in Eukaryota, Viridiplantae, Streptophyta, Magnoliopsida, Rosales, Rosaceae. The transcript is spliced from 8 exons.